Molecule: messenger RNA, 938 nt
Organism: Populus nigra (black poplar)
Lineage: Eukaryota; Viridiplantae; Streptophyta; Magnoliopsida; Malpighiales; Salicaceae
Product: small ribosomal subunit protein cS23-like
Exons: 2
Coding region: 165-692 (175 amino acids)
Biological process (GO): translation
Cellular component (GO): ribosome
Molecular function (GO): structural constituent of ribosome
Source: RefSeq, a predicted model, not a curated record
ACCAAGAUUCGAGUUCGAUUUAACCCGACCCGAACCUUUAUCCAUUAGUUUCCUCUGGUCACAAUUCCUGAAACAGAGAAACAGGCGAAGAUACUUCUUCACAGUGGCUUCUUGGUUCACAGAAUCUCUCUCUUGUCUCAAAGAACACAAGGACAGGUAGAAAGAUGUUGGCAUCCAUGGCCACACAGCCCAAAAUCCAAACCCACUUACAACCCUCAACAUUUCCUUCACAGAGCCUCCUGCGUAAACCCCUUAAAACCCCUAUAUUCUCUAUCAAACCAAAACCUUCUUGUUUUCACUUAAAAUCCCUUUCUACUCUCAAAACCCCAGCAAGACUCAAACUUUCUGCUCCAAAAGCUCAACAAACACUCCCUGAAGAAGAAAAAGAAAACGAAACAUCCACUGAGAAAGAGAAGCUUGGAGUGGUGGUGAAGCCAAUAGAGAAACCAAGAGUAGUAUUGAAGUUCAUUUGGAUGCAGAAGGUAAUUGGAAUUGCACUAAACCAAGUGAUACCAGGCCAUGGCACAAUCCCUUUGAGUCCCUACUACUUUUGGCCCAAGGAAGAUGCUUGGGAGCAGCUUAGACUAUUGUUAGUAGGCAAGCCAUGGAUAUCGCGGAAGCAAUUGCAUGCUCUUCUCAAUCAGGCUACUGAUAUCAUUGAAUUGUGGCAGGAUACAGGUUCCAAUCAAUAGUAAUUUACUUACAAAUACAGAGAAGUUUUAAAAUUUAGGCUUAAUGUGGUAUAGUUUGGUUCACAGUAAAAUAUUACAUUAGAUUUAUUUGGAUUGUUUGGACUGUCUUUGUUAAAAUUAAUGAAACACGGGGUUGCUUAUUCUUUCUGCAAUUUGUAUAUCGUGCCCUAGAAGACAAUUUACUGGAGUGUGAUGUGAUAUGAUUUCUUUGUUUGCCAUUCUUAAUCAACAAGUUCAAGUUGCAUA